UUUACCAAAGAAGAUAAAACCAUGCUCAUUAUUUUAAUAACAGAUAACUCCAAACCUAAAAAAUACAUUUUGGCAAUGUUUCCUUACCCGUCGGGUAGUGGUUUACAUGUCGGACAUAUCCGCAAUUAUACGAUUACUGAUGCCUUAGCCCCCGAACAAUAUGCCAUUCAAACUGGUAAUCAUCCGGCAACUUUUACCCAAAAAAAUAUUGAAAAUUUUAAAAAUCAAUUAUUAAGUCUAGGUUUUUCUUAUGAUUGGAGACUAGCCGAACAUAAAGAAAUACCGGUUUACUGGUGUGAAAAGUUAGGGACGGUGCUUGCCAAUGAGGAAAUAAAAAAUGUUGCUGGGAAAAAAGUUUCGGAACGGGGAAAUUUUCCCGUAAUAGAAAAAAAAGUCCCGCAAUGA
Molecule: messenger RNA, 405 nt
Organism: Ambispora gerdemannii
Lineage: Eukaryota; Fungi; Glomeromycota; Glomeromycetes; Archaeosporales; Ambisporaceae
Source: the annotation of a GenBank genome assembly